Messenger RNA from Colletotrichum spaethianum, 594 nucleotides. Its product is annotated as von Willebrand factor A domain-containing protein 5A. Bases 1 to 594 code for a protein of 197 amino acids. Gene Ontology annotation, cellular component: plasma membrane. The transcript is spliced from 2 exons. Gene Ontology annotation, biological process: proton transmembrane transport. Gene Ontology annotation, molecular function: voltage-gated proton channel activity. Lineage: Eukaryota; Fungi; Ascomycota; Sordariomycetes; Glomerellales; Glomerellaceae. The record is from RefSeq and is a predicted model, not a curated record.
AUGGCAUCCGACGAUGAAUCGAUUAGGCCUCUACUUUGGUCGUUCUCCGGGUUCCGUGAGAACAGACGGCCAACGCCCAUCAGGCGACAACUUAGCCAGUCGCGGACCAGCCUCAAGGACAUCCUUGCGUCUCGGAGGAAGCACUAUGCUGUCUUAGCCCUAGUAUCCUUAGACGUUGCGACACUCAUGGCCAACAUCUUCGUGGAGCUCGUCGCCUGCGAUAUGAAGCGGGAUGAUGAACCAUGGGUCAAGAACACGCGCCAGGGCCUUACCCUCGCCGGUCUUGUGUUCAGCUGUGUGUUCCUAGUGGAGCUGGUUCUCUGCGUAAUGGCGUUUGGGUGGAGGUACUUCACCGAUUGGUUUCACGUACUCGACGGCACAGUCAUUGUGGCGAGCUUCGUCGUUGAUGUGCUCUCGCAUGGCAUCGUGGAGGAGAUUGCGUCCCUCGUCAUUGUCUUUCGUCUAUUUAGGUUCGUCAAACUGGUUGAGGAAGUGAGCAUGGGCGCAGUGGAGAGGAUGGAAGGUCUCGAGGAGCAGCUGGUGGCCCUCAAGCGAGAGAAUGGGGAGAUGAAGAGGCAGCUGGCGAGGCGGUGA